Molecule: messenger RNA, 5262 nt
Organism: Symbiodinium sp. CCMP2592
Lineage: Eukaryota; Dinophyceae; Suessiales; Symbiodiniaceae
Source: the annotation of a GenBank genome assembly
AUGCCUCCUUCGGGAGGGCAGCCACGUGUGGGGCGGCCACCUGGCCGUGCUGGGUUCAGGGAAGCUUUGAGAGGCUUGGAAGAUGAGGUUGAUGCUGAGCCGGCUCAGCCUUUGGACGAUGACGAGCGACAUCAAGCUGCGGUGGAGAGAGCAGCGCAGGCAAGGGCAGCCCGAGCUGGAUACACAGAAGCAGCGCCUUGUCAGGAUGAGUCUGACGGUUUCGCUUUGGCAAGUUUUGGAUUGCUAAAGCUCGGAACAGACUUGCAGCAGCAACUCGCGCAAGCUGCGUGGAAGCUCAGAGGGGCCAAGACAGCCACCGUGGCAAGGUUCAAAAGGAUGUUCAGUGAACUGCUGCUGCAUUUUCGGCCUACGGGCAGCCUGACCGCACAGGCUGCAAUGAUGCAGCAGGACAGACAAGCACUGCACGUCGUGAUGCAGCAGGCAGCAUGUUAUUUGGUAGUUUUCUCAGCUUUUUUGAUUGGGGCCUUGCUGGCUACCCUGUCAAAGCUGUGUGCUGGUGUGAAUCCCAAGACCCACAGGGUGGUGAUGCUCCUUGUCCGAAGGGCUUAUGAUGAAACUCCUUCGGAUAUCAGCGUCGCUUGGAUGACAUAUUCUGAAUUGGGUGCAUUUAACAAGAAGCGAAGCAAGCAGGAGGGGACUGCGAAAGUCCUCCAGACCCGAUGCGAUGUUUUGAUUCUGAUGAAUCAUGUCUCGAGCGCGACCUACUACAGCAUGAGGAUUCCCAUGCCUUGCUGGCUCAUGGCGCUGGAGAAAACAAAUGCUCAGACGACUGCCAAGGCCCAGAGGUCAAUUCUGGACAUGAUUCCUGGCCUCCAGUCCUUCGGCCAAAAGGCCAAAUAUAAUCUGCAACUCGUGACAACCGAUCGCUGUGCUUCCAACUUGAAAGCCGAGAGACUCCUCGACACUGGGGGAAUCAACGGCUGCACAACACAUCAUUUUUGUGUUGUGCAUAUGACCCACACCUGUCAAUCCAAGACCGUCCAGAUGCUGGACGGUCAAGUCACCGGGAUGGUUGCUACAGCUUUGACUUGUAUGGACGCGGGAAGCAUCCGAUCGCUUCGAUCAUCGAUGGAGAAGGUUCUGAAAGACAAGGUGCAUUUGUGCUUCGGGUCUCGGCCGGAGGAUCCGUUUGCAAACGAGUACAGAUCUGCUGUCUUGGAAACCUUCCUACCCUUGCAGGACGAUGAUGGAGAUGAGCAUGUUCUUGGCAGGAUGCAAGAGCAUUACUUGCAAAGAAAGCGAAGUCGAGCCAUCAUCAACUUCUUCCUGCACGGGGACCUGCAAGACCAAGAUGAGAUAUGGUUCUGGAGUGAAACAUGGGGACUGGAGCAAGAGCAUGUUGUGCAACUCAUGGCAAAAUGGCUCAUCCCAGUUUUGCUUCCAAAGCGGCCUCCAAUCUUUUCGCGCACCCGAUGGGACGGGUUCCAUGACUCUCUCCUGUGGUUCGGACUGGCACAGGCUUGCCAUGGCUUGCUUCGCCCUACGCUGCAAGACUUUCUGAAUGUCACUCCGACGGUGCUGCCGCGUGCGGCAGAGGAUGACCGUCAGGAGGUCGAUGCAGAUGAGGCAGACAUGGAGGCUGCCACCGGCAACAUCGACUGGAAGGAGCUCAAGGUGAAGAUGCGGCAGAAAGUGCAGGUGUGGCUUCAACAACCGUUGUUCCCACCUGUGCUUCUUAUGCUUCAGGCCUUGCGGCCAAUGUCUCGAUUUUACCACCGCCUGAUUUAUUCGGGCAGUGCGGAAUGGGAAGACAUUGAGAGGACGAAAGAGUCCCAAGGCUGCCGUCGAUCGUAUGCGGUGCUUGAGGCGGCGCGGGAAUCAGAUCUCAAUGCUUACCGGCGGAGUGUGAGUGACACCUUCCACGAGCAGAUCGUGCUUCUCCCGCGAUGGUGUCACUUCCGCCACUACCAGGUGCUUCUGUUUCGCAUGCUCAGCCGCAAUGUGUGCAGCACGGAGUUUCUGAUCGGCACAACCUACAGGUCAUACCCAAUCAAGCUCUUCAAGAGUUUAGACAAGGUGCACGAGGCGAAGGAUCCGGAGUGCAUGCACUGCCGUCUCACAAAGCUGAUCCUCUCGGAGGGUUGUGACCUGGACAGUCCUGAGUCGCAAGCUGUUCUGACGGCCAUCGCUUCAAUGUUUCAGUUGCACAUUGCUUCGAUAGAAGCCCGCCAUGCAUCAACACGGAGAAUCACAACCAUCAAAUCGGUGCAAACACACCGCCCGACACUGACGGCCGUGGGGGCCGAUUGGGUGUGCCGACAUUUGGAGGAUAUAUGUUCAGUCUUGUUUGGUGAGAUGUUUCAGUCCUCUGUGAAAGUUUUCAAUCUUUUUGAGAUGUUGAAGUCCUCUCUGAAAGUGCAAUUCUGCCGUGACAUGCCUGUGUCCGGAACAGCCCAAGCAGACACCGUGCCGCCCGAGCCGAAGCAGCCGGAGCGAAAGAAUCCUUGGAAUGCAUUCCUCAGCGAGAAGUGCCGCCGCAGAAUCUCUGACCUCGGCAGCACUUCGUACGCUGCUCUCGUUGAGGAGUACCGUAGCUUGACACCCGCAGAGCAUCAGAGGUACCAAGAGAUGGCAGACGUGGCUUUCUGUGCGAGAGCCCGAGGUCUGCCGGGUUAUGCUCAUCAUGGUGCUAUUCCUGCAGCAGCGGCAUCAUCUUCUGGCUCUGGCAAGGAAGUGGCCGUGGAAGCUCUUGUGGCUGUGCCUGCCGCUGGCCACCAGGAGUUGGCAGUCCCUGACCAGGCUUACAAGUUGAUGGCUGCAGACUUGUCAGACAAACUGCAGGUGGUUCAGCAGGAGUAUCACAGGCGAUCUGCGUCUGUGAAAGACUGGUGUGACAUUUUUCGCGACAGCCGGGUUCAGCAUCGGCAAGAUCAAGAGCAUCUUUUUCGAGAAUGUGGUGUGGUGGAGCAUGUGCCUGCGCUUAAUGGCCUCGUGUCGGCGGAAAUGCGCGUACCAGCGGACAAGAUCGGCGAAGAUCUGCUCUCAGUUGGUGAAAAGAGCACCUUGCGGGCCUCUCUUUUGGACAAGUGGCAGAGCAUGUGUGACUUGAUUUUGAACACAGAUGAGACACCAUUUCCAGAUGCUUCAGAUGCUCUUCCAACUCGUUGUGCACAGCUCGGCAUGUGUGUCUGUGCUUCACGUGGCUUGCAAGCUUACCUCUUUCAUUGCAGGCUGAUUUUCUGUUUGAAGGCAUUCUUCACACCCAAGAGAUCCCGCAAGAUUCGGGAUGCUGCUGGCAACAUGGUGAUCAAGGAGCUGUCGCAAGCCGAGCAGCAUCAGCAGACAAAACUGAAAUCCAACCGAAAGCUUCUGGAUGAUGGUUUCGUUGUUGUUUGCUUGCGGCCAUCCAGCCGAACUGCCGCAGCAGAAGAGGUUCUGCCUCACAAGUACAUGCACUCCUCCUGGAAAGCUUUGGCCCUGACUGCAAUGAAUGUCAGUGCGGAGGGUGAAGCAGAUUCUCCAACUUCCCUCUGGCUCCAUCUCGGCCACAUCAAUUAUACGACGUGGGCUCUCGGUGUGUUGCGUCUGGACGAAGCUGGUGCUGAUGAGGCUCGGCCUGAGUACACGAAGCUUCAAGUGCCCACACCUCAAGAAUGUUGCCAUUCCGUCAGAAUGUUUGAGCAAAGCGGCAUCAAUUUCAGUGGCCCGUGGCAGUUCACUGUCAGCAUGAUCUUGAGCAACAAUGAUGAGCUGGAAAGGGCCAGCAUGCGACCCGACACAGUGCUUGUGAAACAGCAUGCAGAAGUGCCCAACAUGGAAUUCUGGCAGGGCUGGCCGGCAGAACAGGACGAUGUGGCUGGAGAUCCAGUGGAAGAAGAUCUUCUGCAUGAUGAGGAAGUCCGCAGUGAGGCCUCCAGCACUCCAUGGUCUGAGUAUGUGGCCGAUGCUUUGGAGAGGGAGGAGCCUGGGUAUGAUGGAAGCUUGAAAGCGGAAGGCUCCGCUGCAGCCGCUGCAGCAGCGCCAGACAUUGCUGCAGGUUCUGUCGAUGAUGCUGAUAUGGGUCCUGCUCGUGCAGACACAGCCCACCCACGCAGGAAGCGAGAGCUGAGUUCAUGCGAGAACCACAUGCUGCGGAUGUUGCGAGUCACGAACGCACACGGAAUCACGAUGAUUUUCGUCGUCUUCCUGCGCAAGGACGUGUAUGGUGUCGCAGAUGCUGGUUUCCUUGCCAAGACUUACAAGGACCUCAUCACGAAGCAGCAGGAGGCGACCCCGAAGAAGCUCAGCGAUCUUUUGCCAGAGAGGGUGGAUAUGCGUUCACUGAUGGAGGGCAAAUUCAUCGAUGUCAGCCAGGGGGUGAAGCGUGGUGCCCACAGCAACAAAUCUGGGUUUGUUCGCACCUUCACAACAAGCACGGUUUUGUAUGAUUUCAGCCGUGAUGUUGUCUUGAGUGGCUACGAGAUGCUGCUACUUCAUGGUUUCCCACGAGACUUUGUGAUUCCGGCCGACAUCCCAGAGCCGGAGGUGCGCAAGGACAAGACGCCGAAGCGAGGUCCCCCGGGUGAUGAUGAUGCUGACGAGUUCGAUCGCAACAGUGAGCGAGGAAUGCCUGUGGAUGAUGGAUGUUACAACUGUGGCGGCACGUGGAGCGACACUAACCCGGGGAAGCCGUGGUCUGCUGGGAAGGAGAAGUGGUUCGACAAGGAGCCGAAGUGGCGGCCCAAGUUCCUCAAGUCGGCGAGGAUCCGGUCGGGGGAGAUCGACCCACCUCAGUGGGACGCCGCCAGCAAUGUCGUAGACUGGGAAACCAUGGAGAUGGAGAUUCACCAGGAAUUGGGCCUCCUGUCGGAGGCAGAGUUCGAGGCUCUGACAAAGUUCGCCGGAUCAGCUGUGAAGGCUGAGUUGCAGGAGGUGCCGAGCCCGCUCGGCCACGACAAGAACUUUUUCAUCAUCACCUUAGAUGGGCUUCCCUGCACCGUUACCAACGGAAUGAGGAAGCUUUGUUGCAAGUACAGGUUCGGCCUGACAAGGGAGGACAUGCUUUUGCAAGCAGCGAAACAGCUUGUAGAAGGGCAAGGGAAAGCGGUUUUCAGCUACCACAGCGAGGAGCAGCUGAAGCAGAGACCGAAGGGACUGCAGACCGAGCAGCAGUUCAAGGAGCUCAAGUCCUUGGAGGGGCUGAAGAGAAAGCCCAAAAGGCUGUGGCCAAGAGCGGUGCGCAGCCAGUCAAGGCCACUGGUGAUAGCAGUUCCGAGGCUGGUGACGACGAGGACGGUGACGGUCCCAAGGCAAAGAAGUUGA